Porites lobata is the source of this 348-nucleotide messenger RNA. The record is from the annotation of a GenBank genome assembly. Lineage: Eukaryota; Metazoa; Cnidaria; Anthozoa; Scleractinia; Poritidae.
AUGUUUGAAAUAAAAACCAAUCUCCAAGUACAAACCAGAGUCUCACUGUUUGAACAAAGUGGGACAAUAUCACAUGGAUUCUUGAAAGAAGUUAUUGAAACCAUAGUUUCCAACCGUGAGAAGUUGUUCACCACUGUGGACAUAUUCCAGAUGUGUUUUGUGCCAUCUCCUCAAGUUUGUGCAAUCAUCUUGGAUAUCUUGAAUGAGGUCUUUGGCGAUAUCGACCAAAAUGACAUUCAACAUGAAGCAUCUGAAGUAGCAGAAUCCAUGGUAUCUCAUUUGCUUAGACAAGAUUCAGACAUACCCUUUAAAGACAUGUCAGACUGGGAUGAUGAUGACUGGCUGUAA